Molecule: messenger RNA, 450 nt
Organism: Dibothriocephalus latus
Lineage: Eukaryota; Metazoa; Platyhelminthes; Cestoda; Diphyllobothriidea; Diphyllobothriidae
Source: the annotation of a GenBank genome assembly
AUGAACCUCUGGCUUCCUGGCGGUGUGAUUUUGGCGGCUUUAGUAGCGCUAGUAUGCGUUAAACCGGGGCCGCAGAUUUUUGAGCAGGAGAUCGUGCUUAAUCAGCAGGCUAUGCGAUGUUUCCAGAUCGUUACAGACUACAAACAUUACCCCUCCUGGUUGGACUCGGUAAAGUCGACCAAAAGCGAUGUGGAGCCCUCUGCUGCUCUACCUGGCACGAAGUUUGAGUUCAUCUUUGCUCGAAAUUACAUCGAUCCCAAUCACAUUACGGCAGAGAUAACAGAGAUCGUGGAGGGAAUGCGAUUUGGUUUUGCCCUCGAUGACUUCCUCAAAUCAGAGCUGAAUUUUACAGUGAAAAGCCUGCCAAAUGGAGCCUGCAAAAUCACUGUAACGAUGUCCUCCGGUUCAAAUAGCCUUAUAAAUAAUGUAAGUUCCUCCAUCCGCUAUUGA